Molecule: messenger RNA, 2028 nt
Organism: Huiozyma naganishii CBS 8797
Lineage: Eukaryota; Fungi; Ascomycota; Saccharomycetes; Saccharomycetales; Saccharomycetaceae
Gene: RPC82
Product: DNA-directed RNA polymerase III subunit C82
Exons: 1
Coding region: 1-2028 (675 amino acids)
Biological process (GO): DNA-templated transcription
Cellular component (GO): RNA polymerase III complex
Molecular function (GO): single-stranded DNA binding
Source: RefSeq, a predicted model, not a curated record
AUGGACUCUGCGCUGGAUAGUAUCACUGGGAGCAUUGGGAAGAAGGCUGUGGAUGUUGGGGCCGAGGAAUUGGGUGAUGGCGGUUUCAAUUUGCAGCAGCAGGGGCAAGUGCAACAGGAAGAGCAGCAGCAGCGUGCUGUGGAUAUGAGCUCCUUGGAGCACAGGGUGCUGGAUCCAGACAGGUUUUUGUAUGUGGAGCUGGUGCGGUCACAUCUGGGGGAGGCAGCUGCCUCCGUUUUGGGGCUUCUGGUUUCCUUGGGGAGGCUCUCCGUUGCGGAGAUCGUGCAGAGGGGCGAAGAGAUGGACGCGGCGAAGGUGAAGAGAACACUUGUUGCUCUGGUCCAGCUGCGGUGUGUGAAGUACCUCGAGGAAGUGACGUACACGGGGAAGAAAACGAUGUACUACUACCACAACACAGACGGGAUUCAUAUCCUUCUGUACUCAGGUAUGAUCCUCGAGGAGAUCGAUAAACGGUUCCCGGCAAAAAAGGGGGCCGACGGUGACGGGAUACAAGUGGCAGCGGUCACUGUUGUCUCUAAUAUCCUUGCCCUGGGCUCUAUCACGCUGCGAGACUACUUGGCCUCGCUCCCAGAGGAACAAGCUCACGAGUGGCAGCACGAUAUAUCAGCCACGUUCGUCUCACUCUGUGAGUCAGGGUACAUCACACCAAUCAACAAAUUACACUACACCCCAAUAAACGAUCUUUGGACCUUGCUUUACGACAAGGAGUACAAACUGCUCCCAAGAAACGCAACGACAUCAGACUUGAAGAAGAGAGCGGAGGCCAAAGUAAAGGCUAAGGAACAGUUCUUCACAUUGUUGGACAACGCGAACGACCUAUCUAAUCUAAUCGUCACGGACCCAAGGACCUCGCUCAGAACAGUCUCCGAUAGUAUACCGCUGACUUUCAAUUUGGAAAGAUUUUACAAGGCAAGAAGGUCGAACCAACUCGCUCAAUUUGCAAAGUCUCGAGUGGGGAAUGUUUCCGCGGUUGUGUACAAAGUAGCCUUGAAGCACACAGAACAGAAGUCAGUAGCGGUUGUGUCGCCAAUCAAAUAUACUGGGCUUUUGCAAGAUUUGGAGGAGAGCAGAGCGCUGCAAGAGGAAUUGGAGCUCGCAGAGGAGAAAACUCCAGGUGUCACAUUUACAGCAACUGAUAUAGUCCGCCAUCUACCAGCGUCCCUCGAACUACGCGGAUCCUUGACCGCAAAAUCGAAAAAGGAGAGAAAGCGAGAGCAGGAUGAGACGACAGAGGAACAGCCUACGAAAAAGAAGUUGAAGACAGAGGAUGGGUUUGUGAUCCCAGACCUACCAGCUCACGUUUUGCAGCAACCGGAGGAACACGAGGAUAAUGACACUAACAAUGACCAUUUGAUGGAUUUCGACGACAGUGGCACGGACCCGCACUCGAUAACAUUGGUCAACAGUCACUUGAAACUUCUGGCAACAUGCCCAAUCCCAUUCUUGUACGAGACCAAGCCAGGUGUGUUUUAUGUCCCGUACAGCAAAGUGGUCCCCAUGAUGAGAUCGUCCGUUUACGAUUACCUCGUUGCAUCAACACUGGGGGCAUCCGCACUUCGUAUCCGCCGCUGCAUCAAGGCAAAUAAACUGGCCUCGGAGAAGGUCAUAAAUUCCACCGCAUUGAUGCGAGAGAAAGACAUUAGGUCCACCACGGCGGCGUUGGUCAAAUACAACGUUAGCGAAAUUCAGGAGGUGCCAAGAACUGUGGACAGAGCUGCCGCUAGAGCCGUGUUCCUCUUCAGAACAAAGGAGGAUCAUUCGUACCGGUUCAUGAGGGAAAACAUGGAAUGGAACAUUGCUAACCUGCUGAGCAAAAUGGAGAGGCUGAAGGAGGAGAAUGCUACGCUUUUGACAAAGGCCAACAGAGAGGACGUGAGAGGUAAAGAGGCGGAACUACUACUCCCAAGUGAACUAAACCAACUGAAAAUGGUAAAGAAGAGGGAUAUGACUGUAUACACGCGGAUAUCCAGACUGGUUGCACUCUGGGAAGUCUUCAAUUUUAUGUAA